AUGUUUUUUGUGUUUAGCCAGGUAUUCCAUUCGAAUAACCAAAUUGGUCAUGAUGACAUGAAGCUUGAGUAUGAAUUUGUUGAGAAUGAGGAUUGGGAAAAUGGUGAAGAUUGUGGGCAGUUUGAGCAUGGUUGCGGGAAAGACAAGAUUGUCAUGAAAGCAGAUUGGGUUGAUGUCGGGCAUAAGCUCUAUGGAAUGAUUUCUCAUGAGCUAUGCCACAGGUCUGAAUAUUUUCCAAAUAAAUUAUUUUGUUCUUGA
Molecule: messenger RNA, 258 nt
Organism: Meloidogyne enterolobii
Lineage: Eukaryota; Metazoa; Nematoda; Chromadorea; Rhabditida; Meloidogynidae
Source: the annotation of a GenBank genome assembly